Gordionus sp. m RMFG-2023 is the source of this 2277-nucleotide messenger RNA. Its product is annotated as sulfhydryl oxidase 1-like. NCBI's taxonomy places the organism in Eukaryota, Metazoa, Nematomorpha, Gordioida, Chordodea, Parachordodidae. The transcript is spliced from 10 exons. The record is from RefSeq and is a predicted model, not a curated record. Gene Ontology annotation, cellular component: Golgi membrane. Gene Ontology annotation, molecular function: flavin-dependent sulfhydryl oxidase activity; protein disulfide isomerase activity. Gene Ontology annotation, biological process: protein folding. Bases 1 to 2172 code for a protein of 723 amino acids.
AUGAAUUUAGCAUGGAUAAAAAUUUUUAUGGUCAUACUUUACAGAUACCCAUCUUUUGUCAUUCCUAAUCUUUACCCCAUUAAUGACUCUGUUUUACUUUUAGACAAUACUAAUUUUGAUAGCGAAAUAAAUAACAAAUCUUAUGCUAUGGUAAUAAAUUUCUAUGCUAGUUGGUGUGGGCAUUGUAAAGCAUUUGCUCCAAUUUACAUAUCAUACUCUAAAAAUGUAGCUCGAUGGAAAAAAUGUGUGUAUGUGGCUGCAAUAGAUUGUGCUCUUCCACAGCAUAAUGACAUCUGUACCCAAUAUGAAAUAAUUGCAUUUCCUACAUUAAAGUUUUUUCCACCAAAUGCAAAUGGUUCUUAUUAUUCAAUGUUAGCUUCUCAUAAUAUUUCAGAGCUAAUUGAAGAAACCCUUGUAAAUUUUGGAAAAGUUCUUGUAAAACCAUUGUCAUGGCCAGAUUAUAGUCUCCAUUCUUUUGAUGAAAUUAAAUAUUUGAUGAAACCUGCAAGUUCAAUUAAAAUUUUGGUAAUUGCCCAAAAAUACAAAGAAAACAUUAUAGGAAUUCAGCUAAUAUUAGAUUUUAUGGAUAUACCAUCUCUAAAAAUUAUAAGAAUUCUUUAUAGCAAAUUAAAUAUUAAAUUUGACAAAGAAGCAAAUCUAACUUUAUUUAAAAUUUUAAGUCCCUUACAACUCACAACAUUUUUUAGCAUAAAUUCCUGCCGUUCUUACGAGGACAUAUUAAGCCUGCACUCGGCAAUCAUCAAAGAAUUUCGGCUCGAAAAUGUGAAUGUUGAUCAAUAUCGCAUCAAAAUAUCGGAACGGGAAAGAAAUUAUCGCCUCAGCCAAUCACUUAGUCGCCAUUCCUAUUCGGACAUUUACAACGUCAUUUUUAUCGAACACCUGAAGCGGGUAUACAUGGAAGACUUGGAGUCAACUCUCUACCACUUCUUCCGAGAACUUCCGCGUCACGCCUCGCUCAAUUUUACUCAAGCUCUCGCUUUACAAAACUUUGUCGGGGCAUUACUGGAAUAUUUGCCCAAGCAUUUCAUUGUGGACGGGAAAGAGUCUCAAGCCGGAUCCUUUUUAUCCAAAUUUCAAGCGUCGUUUAGAAAAGAGUUUCGCUCCAAAAAAAUGGUCUCCGGCAAACGCAUAUCUCAAUUUUAUAUUGCUCAAAGUUUCGAAAAUCUUUUCAAAUACAAGGAGCAUUGGAUCGGGUGUAAAGGAAGUGCUCCAUCUUUGCGCGGCUACCCUUGCGGUCUUUGGACGUUGUUUCAUACUCUUACGGCUGGAUUAUACCUGAAACUUAAUAAUUCUAAAAUUUCACCCGCAUUAUCAGCUCUCCAAAAACUCGAACCGUAUAACUUGCUUGUAACCAUUCGCGAAUUCGUUCGACACUACUUUAGUUGCCAUGAGUGUUCAAUGAAUUUUGCCCGGGCUGCCUCUCACCUAGCUCCCCCGCUCACUUCGGCCAAUCAUGUUACCUCUUUAACGAAUGAAAAAGAUGAUACAAACAACGUCGAGGACGUCAUUUCGGACGCAGAAUCCGCCGUACUUUGGCUUUGGAGCACUCACAACGCUGUCAACGAGCGGCUUGCGCGGGAUGCCUCCGAAGACCCGCUCUAUCCUAAAGGGCGAUAUCCACCACGCGUGCUCUGCCCGGAUUGUGUAGCGGUCGACGCUGAAUCUUUGUCCAAUCGAGCUGGCCUCGGUGAAAAAGUGGGCCCACUUGACAAAGAAUUUGUUUACUCGAACCGCGAAGCUAUUCUCCGUUACCUGAUAUUUCAUUAUGGCCCUACCAAUGUCGUAGCUGUGGCAUCCCAAGAGCUAAAUCUUCUCAACAACAUUCCGCCUUUUUCUGAUCGAUUGAUACCUACGGUUGCUAACAUUAAAUCUGUCCGCUAUGAACCGUAUGCCCUCACCAUGGAAAACUUUUACUUUUGUGGUCUGGCCGCCUCGUUAUCCCUCCUAGGCUGCUUGUUAAUCCUCAUUCUAUAUUUAUCGCGUCGGUUCGGACUAAUUAACUCUAAACGGGCCCGUUUUCCGUUAAAUCUACACCGACCGCUAAAUCCUUUAUACCAAUAUCAUCGUCAUUCCUCGCUGUCAAAUUUGUUCAAUCUUGUAUCUGUCCGCCACUUCUGUCAAAUGUUACACAUUCAAAAAAUCAAAAUUUGAACGGUGGAACAAGGGGUAAUACUAGAAGAGAAUCAGAAAAUGUUUUUUUUUCAUUUUUAUUAUUAACCUCGUUUACAAAUUAAGAUUUUUUUAAUCACUUUCUAU